AUGAAAAUUUUCUAUAUUGGUAUCGUCAAGUCAAACAGUGACAAGGCGUUUGAGCUUUCGGCGGCCAAAGACCUGUCCCAAUUCGGCUACUUUGAGAAGAAUGGGUAA
Molecule: messenger RNA, 108 nt
Organism: Kuraishia capsulata CBS 1993
Lineage: Eukaryota; Fungi; Ascomycota; Pichiomycetes; Pichiales; Pichiaceae
Exons: 1
Coding region: 1-108 (35 amino acids)
Source: RefSeq, a predicted model, not a curated record